UCUUGCCAUGUUUUCCAAGCGGGCUUUCUAUCAUCCAUAAGUCCCUCAAGCCUGUCAUCGAAAUCAAUUCGGGGGAACCUUGGAGUGGUUUGUGGAAAUCUCACUCGACUGAAACGCAAGUGCUACAUAGAGGAAGAAGGCAUGAUAUUUAGUGGAAAUUCAUAAAUCAAUCAGCAGUGACACAUAAGACCGAACCAAAAAAAUUAUGCUUCUAAUAAAAAAGAUAAAUUCUGGAAUGUGC
Molecule: messenger RNA, 241 nt
Organism: Cylicocyclus nassatus
Lineage: Eukaryota; Metazoa; Nematoda; Chromadorea; Rhabditida; Strongylidae
Source: the annotation of a GenBank genome assembly